CUACAAAAUCUGGAUGUCUCUCUAAGUUGGCAGCAUGAGGCUAAAGCUGAUUGCUGUUGGGCUGCUGGUGCUUAAUGCACUGGCCAGUCUGUCUGAAGCUCAGUAUCAGAAUAUCCCGAAACAGAAUGUCCAGGGCAUAAGACCUCCUGCCACGAAUACCAAGCCUAACCAAUUUCCGGCCAAGCCUAACCAAUUUCCGGCCAAGCCUAACCAAGAUCAGAUCAAGCCUAUCCAAGAUCAGAUGAAGCCAGGUAUGUCGUUAAGACCCAUGACAUGGAAAUUCCCAGAAGUAGUGGUGCCUUCGGAAACCGGCACCGUGGUGGAACUCAAACCCCCCACCACUCCCAACAGCAUUAAGAUUCAGUGUGAGGAGAAGCAAGUGCUUGUGGAGGUGGACAUGGACUUUUACAAACAUGGCCAGCUGAUCAACCCAGCAGAUCUAACACUCGGAGGCUGCGCAGUGGUAGGACAAGAUGUUAGCACUAACAAACUGCUUCUCCAGUCUGAACUGCAUUCCUGCGGCGGUGUUCUGACAACAACGAACAAGGAGUUGAUCUACACCUUCACCGUUAUAUACGCGCCACGACCAUUAACAGGCACUAGCAUCAUACGUGCUGAUGGCGCCGUAGUUGGUGUUGCAUGCCACUAUCAGAGGAAUCAUAAUGUAAGCAGUGAUGUCUUGCAUCCUGUCUGGGUGCCGUUCUCUGCCAUUCUGACUGGAGAUGAGAUCUUCCUCUUCUCUCUGAGACUCAUGAUGGAUAACUUUGUAGGGAUAAGAGAGACAGCCAAGUUCUAUUUGGGUGAAAUGAUCUACAUUGAAGCCUCUGUCAGGCAGUUCUACCACGUUCCCCUUCGUGUGUAUGUGGACAGCUGUGUGGCUAGUGCAUCUGAAAAUCCCAACUCUGUACCCAACUACAAUUUCAUUGAGAACUAUGGGUGUAUGACUGAUGCCAAGAUCACAGGCUCCAGCUCACGAUUUCAGCAGCGCUCUGUAGAUGACAAACUUCAAUUCAUGAUAGAAGCCUUCAAAUUCCAAGAUACUCGCAUGGUGUACAUUACAUGCACACUUAAAGCCACUGCUGCCAUUGUCCCAAACGAUUUCCAUCACAAGGCCUGUUCCUACCUUGGAGGCGGAGGAUGGGUAGCUGUAGGAGGAUCUAAUGAGGUGUGCAGCUGCUGUGAUUCAAGCUGUGGUGGAGGAGGCGGAGGAGGUGUUGGAGGAGGUGUUGGAGGAGGUGGAGGAGGAGGUGGAGGAGGUGGUGUAGGAGGA
Molecule: messenger RNA, 1270 nt
Organism: Alosa sapidissima (American shad)
Lineage: Eukaryota; Metazoa; Chordata; Actinopteri; Clupeiformes; Clupeidae
Product: zona pellucida sperm-binding protein 3-like
Exons: 7
Biological process (GO): positive regulation of acrosome reaction; binding of sperm to zona pellucida; egg coat formation
Cellular component (GO): extracellular matrix
Molecular function (GO): acrosin binding
Source: RefSeq, a predicted model, not a curated record